Molecule: messenger RNA, 10292 nt
Organism: Cygnus atratus (black swan)
Lineage: Eukaryota; Metazoa; Chordata; Aves; Anseriformes; Anatidae
Gene: MYO9A
Product: myosin IXA
Exons: 43
Coding region: 149-8071 (2640 amino acids)
Biological process (GO): intracellular signal transduction; positive regulation of GTPase activity
Cellular component (GO): myosin complex
Molecular function (GO): microfilament motor activity; protein binding; ATP binding
Source: RefSeq, a predicted model, not a curated record
CCCCCCCCGCCCGCGGCGCGAGGCCCCUCAGCGGCGGCGGCCGGGAUGCGCCGCGCCCGGCACCCCCCAGUGCUGAUAACAUGAUGACCUGACAAGGUACAGGACGUCCUAACUAUGCAGUGCAGGUACUGAUGGGAAAGGAUCCAAUAUGAGUGUAAAUGAUGUUGGAGGCAGACGACGCUUUGAGGAUAGCGAGUACACGUUGCACAUAUAUCCCGGGAGUAUCGCAGAAGGGACGAUCUAUUGUCCCAUCACCGCCAGGAAAACGUCCACGGCUGCUGAGGUGAUCGAUUCGCUCAUCAAUAAACUCCAGCUCGAGAAAACAAAAUGUUACGUCCUUGCAGAAGUGAAGGAGUUCGGUGGGGAGGAAUGGAUCCUCAACCCUACGGACUGCCCAGUCCAGCGCAUGAUGCUGUGGCCUCGCAUGGCCCUGGAGAACAGGAUAAGUGGCGAGGAUUACCGCUUCCUUCUGCGGGAGAAGAACCUCGAUGGGUCCAUCCACUACGGGAGCCUGCAGUCAUGGCUGCGGGUGACGGAGGAGCGCCGCAGGAUGGUGGAACGGGGCUUCCUGCCCCAGCCGCAGCAGAAGGACUAUGAUGACUUGUGCAGCCUGCCAGACUUAAACGAGAAAACGCUCUUGGAAAAUCUCAGAAACCGCUUUAAGCAAGAAAAAAUCUACACCUACGUAGGCAGUAUCCUAAUAGUUAUUAACCCGUUCAAGUUUCUACCUAUUUAUAAUCCUAAAUAUGUCAAAAUGUAUGAUAACCAUCAGCUGGGAAAGCUGGAGCCCCAUAUUUAUGCCGUGGCAGACGUGGCCUACCAUGCCAUGCUUCAGCGGAGGAAGAACCAGUGCAUCGUGAUUUCGGGAGAAAGUGGGUCAGGAAAAACACAGAGCACAAACUUUCUGAUUCAUCACCUCACUGCCCUCAGCCAGAAGGGAUUUGCUAGCGGAGUAGAACAGAUUAUUCUUGGAGCUGGACCAGUGCUUGAGGCUUUUGGAAAUGCAAAAACCGCGCAUAACAACAACUCAAGUCGCUUCGGCAAAUUUAUUCAAGUGAAUUAUCAGGAGACGGGCACUGUGCGAGGUGCUUAUGUUGAAAAGUAUCUGCUGGAGAAGUCCAGACUCGUCUACCAGGAGCACAACGAACGGAACUACCAUGUAUUUUAUUACCUCCUGGCAGGAGCGAGCGAGGAAGAGAGAUCAGCAUUUCAUCUUAAGCAGCCUGAGGAAUAUCAUUACCUCAACCAGAUGACAAAGAAACCCCUCAGACAGAGCUGGGAUGAGUAUUGCUAUGACUCUGAGCCGGACUGCUUUUCCGUCGAAGGGGAGGACUUGAAGCAUGACUUUGAGCGUCUACAACUCGCCAUGGAGAUGGUGGGGUUUCUUCCCAAGACUCGCAGACAAAUUUUUUCUCUCUUGUCUGCAAUACUACAUCUGGGAAACAUCCGUUAUAAAAAAAAGACCUAUCGGGAUGAUUCCAUCGAUAUUUGUAACCCUGAGAUACUGCCUAUCGUGUCGGAUCUGCUGGAGGUGAAAGAAGAAAUGCUCUUUGAGGCCCUGGUUACCAGAAAGACAGUGACAGUAGGAGAGAAGCUCAUCUUACCCUACAAACUAGCAGAGGCUGUGACCGUGCGAAACUCCAUGGCUAAAUCAUUAUACAGUGCCCUCUUCGACUGGAUAGUUUUCAGGAUUAACCAUGCACUCCUGAACUCGAAGGACAUGGAGGAAAGUACCAAGACUUUAUCCAUUGGAGUACUUGAUAUUUUUGGGUUUGAAGACUAUGAGAAUAACAGUUUUGAACAAUUCUGCAUUAACUUUGCCAACGAGCGCUUGCAGCACUACUUCAACCAACACAUCUUUAAACUUGAACAGGAGGAAUACAGAGCAGAAGGGAUUAGCUGGCACAACAUCGACUACAUAGACAACUCUGGCUGCAUAAACCUUAUCAGCAAGAAGCCGACGGGCCUGCUCCAUCUGCUGGAUGAGGAAAGCAACUUUCCUCAAGCUACCAACCAGACUCUGCUGGACAAGUUUAAGCGACAACACGAAGGCAACUCCUACAUUGAAUUUCCAGCAGUGAUGGAGCCAGCUUUCAUCAUCAAACACUAUGCAGGCAAAGUCAAGUAUGGAGUGAAGGAUUUCCGUGAGAAAAACACAGAUCAUAUGCGUCCAGACAUUGUAGCUCUCCUGCGAAGCAGCAAAAACGCCUUUAUCUGCGGGAUGAUAGGGAUUGACCCGGUGGCUGUGUUCCGAUGGGCAGUCCUCAGGGCGUUUUUCAGGGCAAUGGUUGCUUUUAGGGAGGCUGGGAAACGACACAUUGAGAAGAAAACUGGGCAUGAUGAUGCAGUGCCAUGUGCGGUUUUGAAAAGUGUGGAUAGUUUUAGCUUUCUCCAUCACCCAGUUCACCAGAGGAGCUUAGAGAUCCUGCAGAGAUGCAAGGAGGAGAAGUACAGUAUUACCCGGAAAAGCCCACGAACACCGCUCUCAGAUCUCCAGGGAGUCAAUACCAUCAACGAGAGGACCCAGCGGGAUGCCUACGCGGUCGGCUGGAAUGGCCGGAUGGGGAUGCGGCACAGCAGGCUCGCCAGUCCCAGCUCCUUCCUAGACAAAGAUGGGAUAUUCGUGAACACAACCAACAGCAAGCUGCUGGAAAGAGCCCACGGCAUUCUCAUGCGAAAUAAGAACUUCAAAGCCAAACCCAGUCUCCCAAAGCACCUGCUGGACGUGAAAUCUCUGAAGCACCUGACCAACCUAACGCUGCAUGACCGCAUUACAAAAUCCCUUCUCCACCUCCAUAAGAAGAAGAAACCACCCAGCAUCAGUGCCCAGUUCCAGGCAUCGCUCAACAAGCUGAUGGAGACUCUUGGCCAGGCAGAGCCUUAUUUUGUCAAGUGCAUUCGAUCCAAUGCUGAAAAGCUGCCCCUGCGGUUCAGCGAUAGCCUGGUGCUCAGACAGCUGCGGUACACGGGCAUGCUGGAGACUGUUCGGAUUCGCCAGUCAGGAUACAGCUGCAAGUACUCUUUCCAGGAUUUUGUGAACCAUUUCCAUGUCCUUCUGCCACAAGGAAUCAGCCCGUCUAAGCACAAUAUCCAUGAUUUCUUCAGGAAAAUAAAACUCAAUCCAGACAAUUACCAAGUUGGAAGAACCAUGGUUUUUGUGAAGGAGCGAGAGCGGCAGCUUCUGCAGGACCUGCUCCAUCAGGAGGUACUGCGCAGGAUCACACUGCUGCAGCGCUGGUUCCGCAGCAUGCUCUGCAGGAGGCAGUUCCUGAGCUUAAGGCAAGCGGCAGUAAUCAUACAGAGAUUCUGGCGUAGUUACCAGAGCCGAAAGCAAGGCGAACCAUCCCCAGACCCCCUGGUACUCAGCAAAGCCGCAGUUGUGCUCCAGACCCACUGGCGAGGCUUCGUGGAGAGGCGGAGGUUUCUGCAGAUGCAGUUUGCUGCUCACCUCAUCCAGAGCUGCUGGCGGGAGCACUCGAAGCGGAGGCACGAUGCAGCCACCAGCAUCCAGGCAGCCUGGCGAGGGCACUGCGCAAAGCGGCUUUACAGAGUCAGCAGAAGAAAAAUCAUCAGUUUGCAAGCAGCAUGCAGAGGAUAUCUAGCACGACAAAGGUUUAGAGCUUUGAAAGAGCAGAGGUUAAAAGAGAUGCAGCUGGAGAAUGGCCUGUCAAUUAGCGAAGAGGAUGGACUGGAGGCAGAUGGUGCUUUGGAAAUUAAGGGCUCCGACCCAUCCAAGUGGGAGGAUGGCUCAUUUGAAGAGAGAGUGAGAGCUGUAGAGGAACAUAAAUCACUGAUGGAGAAUAAUCGGGUGAAUCAUGUGGAUCCACUGGACACUUCUGCAAAUUUAUUGUACAAAAGGCACGAGAGAGCCAGUAGCCAGAGUGGUAUGGACACUGAAGAGGAAGUAAUUGUGAGAGAGAGACCCAAGUCACUGGAGGAUCUUAACCAGAAGAAAGUCGUUCGUGCAAAAAGGGAAAGCCGGAGAAUGCGUGAGCUGGAACAGGCAAAAUUCAGCUUGGAAUUGCUUAAGGUCCGGUCCACCGGAGGGCUGUCGCCUUCAGAAGAGCGACGGUGGUCUACCGAGCUGGUAUCAGAGGCACUUCAUUCCCCUCAGGGAACCCCGGAGAGUGAAAGCUCUCAAGGGAGCUUAGAGAUGUUAAGCUGUGAAGAUACCCCAAGUAAACUCGUUUCCUUAGUUUUAGAUGAGCAAGAUGUGCAGUCAUUUUCCCCUGAGACACAGGACUCCGUGCCUAGCAGUCCCCAGCCCCAUCUGCAGGACAAGUCUUUCUGCACAGCUGAUGUGAACAGCAAUUUAUCCAGUUGCAGAAGGAUGCUUUCAGACUCUGAGCUGCCCGAUAACCACACUGCAAAGGAGCAUGUGGUCUGUGACCCCCAGAAUUAUCUAUACAAGAUGCAUCCAAGAGAAACUUUCCUUUCUAGUAACCUACCUACUUUCUACAUUCCACCACAGGACAACAUGAAGGUAAAGCAGUCACUGGUGGAGAAUAACUUGAGGAAUAAAGCAGUGGAAAGAGAGGAGAAAACAGUUACGUUCUCAGAGAUCAGGAAGGACUCUGAGCAAGACCAGGGCAAAGCCUUGGGAAGGGAGGAAGGAGAAAAGUCUUCUGCCAAGAGAGAGGAACGUGGGACAGCUGCUGCGACACAGACCCAUUCUCCAGACUCCGUCAUCAAGAGACUGGAGAAGCUCAAUGUGGAGAAGGAAGAACGACAAAAGCAACUUCAGCUGCAAAAUGAGAGGGAGAUGAUGGAGCAGAUCCGUCAGCAGAAGGAAAUUCUGGAGAGACAGCGCAAAGCCUUCGAGCAGCUUGAGAAGCAAGGCCGUGUGGAGGCUUUGCAGAGGGCUGAGCUGAGCAGAACGAAGGACCCCACUUUGAAACCAUCCAAAAAAACAGACAGCCGGCCUCAGUCAGCCCUCAUCCUGCACCCCCAGGGCACAACCACAGCUGGUACGCCAACCUCAUCAGUGGACAUCAAAGGUCUCACCGUUGGGAACAGGGGAGGCUCUCCAGCCCAUGGUGCUGCCAAAGACAGACCUGUCAGCAUGUUCAUGGAGCGAAGGGAGGGUCAGGCGGGGACAGCGCUGGAGUCACGUUGCAGCUCCAGGCUGGCUCCGGACCCCAGGGAUGUCCCGGGCAGCCCCUUCUCUAGGACAGAGCGCCUCCGGCAGCCCCGAGUGCCACACCAGGCCACCGAGGAGACAAGGGCAAGCACCAUGUUCUUCACACCGAAAGAUAAUCCCUUUGGCCUCCACAGGGAAGCAAGUCAUCAAUGCCUUCCCAAGGGUGAGCUAACUAGGAAGCCAUUUAAGAUGCCUGGGUCUGGCAGAGGGGAGGUUCCCAGACCGACCCAUAAAAAGAAAGCCCGCAUGGCGCGGACGCGCUCCGAUUUCUUGACUAGAGGUACUUUUGCUGAUGGGGAGGGGGAUACGGAGGAAGAUGAUUACGAUGGCAAUUUUGAGUUCCUUCUCUCCUCUGACCAACCUCCUCAUCCUGAGACAGGGCCUGCAGCCCGGCUCGGGCAGGCCUGUUACAGUGACUCCGAAAUGACGGUGCAGCGGUUCACCUCUGGGGAAGGCCAAACAAAACUCCAUAAAACCAUGUCUCAGGGGGAGAUCGGGAAGCUGGUGGCUGCGCAGAAGACCCUGGCCCCAGACGGGAGGCCUCAACGAGCCAAGAUGAGAUUUUGGGUGAAGGGAAAGCAGGGGGAGAAGAAGACCCCUCGGGAGAAGCUUGCUACACAGUCUGAGCUGCUGGAGCUGUACGCGGAGCAAGAAGCACCCAACAGAGAGGUGAUUUCUGGCUUGCAGCUUGGUGAAGAGUUGGGUCCUCACCAUCUGACACCCCCGCGGAGUCCUGAGCUGUCAGGAAUCUACCGGAGGGAAUUUAAGGAGAACAAGGAGCCCUCUCCCAAAGUGAAACGCAAGCGCAGCGUCAAAAUCAGCAACGUGGCUCUGGAGCCCGUGCAAUGGCAGAAUGACUCCCUGCAGAUCAUAACCAGUGCUAGCGACCUGAAGAGCAUGGAUGAGUUUCUCCUGAAAAAGAUGAAUGAGCUGGAUAAUGAGGACAGCAAGAAGGACACGCUGGUGGAUGUAGUGUUCAAGAAAGCGCUGAAGGAAUUCCGACAAAACAUCUUCAGCUUUUACUCCUCAGCGUUAGCGAUGGAUGAUGGGAAAAGCAUCCGCUAUAAGGACCUGUACGCCUUAUUCGAGCAGAUCCUUGAGAAGACCAUGAGGCUUGAACAGAGGGACUGGAGUGAGUCUCCAGUGAAAGUCUGGGUCAAUACCUUCAAAGUCUUCCUGGACGAAUAUAUGAUAGAGUACAAACCCCUGGACUACACCGCAGUGAAGGUGCCAAAAACGGAACGAAAAAAGAGAAGGAAAAAAGAAGCGGAUGUGGUGGAAGAGCACAAUGGGCACAUUUUUAAGGCGACCCAGUACAGCAUCCCCACCUACUGUGAAUAUUGUUCUUCCUUGAUCUGGAUAAUGGACAGGGCUUCUGUUUGUAAAUUAUGUAAAUAUGCUUGUCACAAGAAGUGCUGUCUUAAAACCACGACCAAGUGCUCCAAAAAGUAUGAUCCCGAGCUCUCGUCUCGGCAGUUCGGCGUGGAGCUCUCCCGGCUGACCAGUGAGGAGCGAGCUGUGCCAGUGCUGGUGGAGAAGCUGAUCAACUACAUAGAAAUGCAUGGGCUGUACACAGAGGGCAUUUACAGAAAAUCAGGGUCCACCAACAAGAUCAAGGAGCUGCGGCAAGGACUAGAUACAGACAUUGAUAAUGUGAAUUUAGAUGACUACAACAUCCACGUCAUUGCCAGUGUCUUCAAGCAGUGGCUCCGAGACUUGCCCAACCCUCUCAUGACCUUUGAGCUGUACGAGGAGUUUCUGCGGGCGAUGGGCCUGCAGGAGAGGAAGGAGACGGUGCGGGGAGUCUACUCGGUCAUCGACCAGCUCUCCCGCACCCAUCUGAGCACCUUGGAGCGCCUCAUCUUCCACCUUGUCAGGAUUGCCCUCCAGGAAGAGACCAACCGAAUGUCAGCUAAUGCUUUGGCCAUCGUCUUCGCUCCCUGCAUCCUCCGCUGCCCCGACACGACAGACCCGCUGCAGAGCGUUCAGGACAUCAGUAAAACAACCACCUGCGUAGAACUAAUUGUCAUCGAGCAGAUGAACAAAUACAAGGCUCGCCUCAAGGACAUCAACAGCCUGGAGUUCGCUGAGAACAAAGCCAAGAGCCGCCUGUCCCUGAUCCGCAGGUCGAUGGGCAAAGGACGCAUACGGCGCGGCACCUACCCCAGCCCAACGUCUCCUGUCGCCGUACGCCUGCCCUCGGUGUCAGAUGUCCCUGAGGAGACCAUGAGCAGCGAGGAGGCCAUGGAGAUGGACGUCACGGAGCAGCAGCAAGCAGCCAUGCAGCAGGAGGAGAGGGUGCUGACCGAGCAGAUCGAAAGCCUGCAGAAGGAAAAGGAGGAGCUGACGUUUGAGAUGCUGACGCUGGAGCCCCGUGCCUCUGAUGAUGAAACGCUCGAAUCCGAAGCCUCCAUCGGCACUGCUGACAGCUCUGAAAACCUAAACUUUGACUCUGAAGGAGCCAUCUCCGAUCGUUCGGAGCGAAGCGUAGCACUUAGCUCCCUGCGUCCCACCAAGGCAGAGGGGCCCAGCCGGCUGCGAAGGCACCCCAGGACACGGCCGGAUGUGGUGGACACGGCGGACGCCUCCAUCGUCUCCUCCUCCUCCUCCUCUCAGUCAUCCACCUCCUGCUUACCCCACCUGCCUCGCAAGCGCUUCCAGAUGUACUCCAAAUCACCCUUCUACCGAGCGGGGGGGCCAGGCGAAUCCCCUGAGCCCACCUCGGGGCAACCUGACGACCGCCCCCAGUUCACCACCCGCGGGACCUUCAACCCAGAGAAGGGCAAGCAGAAACUGAAGAGUGUGAAGAACUCCCCCCCGAAAACCAAAGAGCCACCAGAGGGGGGUACGGGCCGCAAGAGAAAUCCCGAGGCCGACCGGGCCACCGGCCAGCAGCUCGUCCUCCUGGGGAGCAACGAGUUCAUGGUGUGAGGUGCGAGCCCCCGGCCCUGUGGCAAAGCCUCGAGCAUCCCCUGUUGUCACCAUCAUUAUCGUCACCAUCUUCCUCACCAAUUGCUUGGGCGCCAGCGCCAGAGGAAGACGAGCGCUCAAUCCAGAAGGCUGGUGGGGACGGAUUCAGCAGUGGCCUUAACGGUGUGGGGUUGGGAGCGGCCGGGGCAGGCGGCCUGGGGACAGAGGGACAGAGGAGGGACAGAGGGACAUCGGUGGGGAAAUGGAAAGCCCUGGGUCCCGUCUCGGGAAGGGCGCGUUGCUCUUUGUCCGGGCAACAGCGCUGCAGCUGAACCCUUGUGCCGGGCCGCCCGUGGCCGGAGGUCCCAUCAUCAAGCGAGGAAGUAGGAAUGCAUAGAAAGCAAAGCCCAAAAGCCCACAGAGGCGCCUGCGUCCGGCCACGCUGCCGGCAGGAGUGGGCUCUGAGACCCCUGCGCUGUAAUCAUGUCAUUCAAGCAAAAGCCAAGUGCAUGGAAAAGCGUUAAGGAAAUCUGCCAAAAGUCAUAUUUUUUUGUUUGUUUGUUUUUCAAUGUGACCUAACCACCCUCCUCUUGUUUUUUUUUUGUUUUGUUUUGUUUUUUGAGACCAUCAGUAUUAAAAAAAUGAUAAUAAUAAUCAAGGACUUACUUGAACCUCUAUCUGUUUAUAUUCUGGCUUACUGGAGUUUAUUGUAAAUAUUUUUUUAUGUUUUUUUUUUUUAACUAUUUUUCCCCAGACAGGAGUUUUAUUUUUCUGUGACAGGGCAAGGGGAGCGAUGGGCAAAGUGGGGUCACCGCGGGCGUCCCACUGUCCCUACCCGUCACCUGGCGCCAGCGCGCACGUCACCGCGCACAUCAUCUUUGGCGAGAAAUCCACCGGGCUGUAAUUAGCGUCACUUGGAAGCAGUGCCCGCAAUAGCGCUAAUUAUCAGUGCUCGCUAACAACCGGGGGCUUAAUCCCUCCCGCACCAGCUCGGUUGCAGCCGGGGUGCUCGGAGAUGCACCACGGUCGCUGGAAUAGAGAAGAGAUUAGGAGCCCGGGGACGCUAAUUGGAUUAAUAAAUGCUGGAUCUGCCCUUUCGGAUACGCUGCUCGUUCCGUGCGUGUGCGGGCUGAGGCUCAGCUCCUUUCCCUAAACACCAAGAAGAGGGAAAAUACCAAUAAUUGCAUCUUCCUGGGUGUUUUGCAUUAGUUUGACUGGGGCUGGGGAUGCUCGGCUCCUUCCAGUCUUGCUCCUGCCCUUGGUGCUCGCGGCAUUGGCUCGGUCCUGCAGCGCAGCCCCCUCUUCCCAGCCCAAGUGCCAGUUAUUUCAAGGGAUGUUUUAUUUAUUUCUUUCAUUUCUUUUUUUUUCUUUCCUUUUUUUUUUUUAAUUUGGAAAGGGGAAUGAUUUAAGCUGCAUGGGGGAAGAAAGUGUUGUCCCUGCUCUGCCUCCCUGCAUGGGAGCGGGAGGAAUGAAACCCCCGUCGCUGGGUGAAAUGGGCCGGGGCCCUGCUAGGACCGGAGUGGGGCGUGGUGGGAGGGCGGCGAUGCUCAUAAGGGCAGGAAUUUACUGGGGAAAAGCCUGGAAAUGGCACGAGCACCCAGCAAGAGCCUGGUGCAGUCAGCGCUGGGUCCCCAGAAAUCAUGGAAAAUUGGGUGUUUGAGCCGCUUCCCACCCGGCAUGGAUCCAGCGCCCAGCUGCUCCCCCUCAGGGGUAAAUGGCUGUUUUUUGGGGGCAAAAGGUUAGGUUUUGAAGACGAUCCGCUCCUCGUACCAAGUGAAUGUACUUACUACUGGAAAGGACAUGGGCUGCGUGUUGUUAAUUAUUAUUUUUAACAGAAAUUUUUUUAAGUAAUUUAUAAGUAUGCUGAGUGUAAAUUAAAAAGAAAAAAAACAAAGUAUGUAUUGUAAGAGGAUAUAUUAUCCUGUGUCAUACUCGCUAUAAAUUUUACCUGUUAAAAAAAAAAAAAAGAAAAAAAAAGAAAUAAAAGCGUAAUUAUAUAAAGGAGAAUGAUUUCUCUCUCCCCCGGCACCGGGGAGGGGGGCAGCUGGCAAGCUGUCAUGUCACAUCCGCGGUUCUCUUUAAUUUCUUAAUUAAUGUUGUUCCCUUCCCUUCUGCAAUAAGGCCGUCAUUCUGUAUAAAGUGCAAUUUUUGUGUAAUAUUUCUCCAACGUAUACCGUGUGGCUGUACAAAGCGGCUUGGUGGCCGAGUGAACCCCUCGCUUAUUAAAGAGCUGUAACGAGGA